Molecule: messenger RNA, 2162 nt
Organism: Chenopodium quinoa (quinoa)
Lineage: Eukaryota; Viridiplantae; Streptophyta; Magnoliopsida; Caryophyllales; Amaranthaceae
Product: trihelix transcription factor ASIL2-like
Exons: 2
Coding region: 765-1787 (340 amino acids)
Cellular component (GO): nucleus
Molecular function (GO): transcription cis-regulatory region binding
Source: RefSeq, a predicted model, not a curated record
AAAUUUGGAAAAGAAAUAAAGAUACCUACUCCAAAAUCCACAAAGUUAAAGUUACAUUUCCAUGAUUAGCACAUUUGACAAAGUAUAGCAUCCUUUGUUUUAGUUGCUUAGCCCACUACCCUUUCCUUUCUCCCUUUUCUUUUUUAUUUUUUCUCAAAUGCUAGUGGUGAAUUUGUACCCUAUUUCCUUUCAAAUGCAUGAUAAGUAUCUCCCUCGGAUACACCAAUAAUGUCCAUCCUAAGGACAUUAUUGUAUUUUUGCGUCGGAGAAAAAAAAAACGUAACGUAUUUCCUUUUAUUCAUGGUGGUACAUGUAUAACACCGCCACCUUAAUACACUGCGGUCCACUUUAAAACUCUUUUAAAAGAGUGUAUGAUUGUAAUCGGGAUUUUCUUUAUUUGCCCUCUCUCGGGGAGAUGCUUAACAUUCAUCCACCCCCCACCCCUCUUAAAAGUUUAUUGUGUGUUGUCCACUAGUACCAUUGCACCAUCCUAUAGUAGCAUACUAUGUACUAGCCAUUAUGUUUUUAUACUAAUAAUGCUAGUGGUUCUCUAUCUUUACUUCAUGAAUUUUAAUUUUGGCAUUUAGCCCACUAAAAACUAACACCUUUCUAACCUCUAAGUGUUAGCAUAAGUCAUAAACUUUUUUUAUGGUUCUAUAUGGGCAUCUUUAGCAGCCAAAAGAGUAGAUAGCCCCACAUAGUAAUUGUUAUUCAAAGCUACCCUUAACAAUAGAUAGUGGGGAGAGUGGGAGGGGAAUGAGCUUAUGGAGAAGGAAACCAAUCAAGAUGAUCAAAACCCCUCACCCACGAAACUCGAACAAUCUCCCCGGAAACCACUGCUGGUUGGCGGCAGUAGUGGUGGUGAUCGUUUGAAGAGAGAUGAGUGGAGCGAAGGGGCAGUUUCUAGCUUGCUUGAAGCUUAUGAAUCAAAGUGGAUUCUUAGGAACAGGGCUAAGCUUAAAGGGCAAGAUUGGGAAGAUGUAGCCAAGCAUGUGUCUUCUCGUGCCAAUAACACCAAGUCACCUAAGACACAGACUCAAUGCAAGAAUAAGAUAGAGUCCAUGAAAAAGAGGUAUAGAUCAGAGUCUGCCACUGCUGACACAUCAUCGUGGCCACUUUUUUCGAGACUUGAUAACCUGCUGCGCGGGACUGGGGGAAGUACUGGACUACCAUCAGCUCAUUCAUCACCAAUGAAGGCCAUUGCUGUGUCGAGUAAUCCAGGUUUGGUAUUGGAGUCAAGUCCUGUUGCACUACAGUUGCCUCCACUACCAAUACCGCUGCCUGUGCCACCUCAGCAAGCACCUCCUCCCGUAGAGAUUGCUCAAAACUCUCAUGAGUCCAACGGAGCGGAGCCCAUGGCUAAGGAUUGUGACGAAGUAGCAGCAAAAGUUUCUGACCAAAUCUCAGACAAAAACCAUAAUGAUGAUGAUCACAUAGAAACUGACAGCAGCACUCCUGCUCUUUAUAGUGAUGACAAAAAUGGACCGAAGUUGAAGAAGUUGAUGAAGAUGAAGAGGAAAAAGCGCAGGAGAGAAGAAAAUAGUAGUUGGGAAGAUGUAUCAGAGAGCAUUCGGUGGCUGGGAGAAGCCGUGGUGCGAUCUGAGCAAGUGAGGAUGGACACCAUGAGAGAGUUGGAAAGAAUGAGGGUGGAAGCAGAAGCUAAGAGAGGGGAAAUGGAUCUUAAAAGAACAGAGAUUAUUGCAAAUACCCAGCUGGAAAUUGCUAGGCUUUUUGCCUCAACUACUGGGAAAAGUGUUGAUUCUUCUUUGAGGAUUGGAAGAAGUUAAAUACCUUGUUGGUAAUGUGGUAGUAUAUUGGAUUGGGGAAGUGGCGGAGCAUUCAUGGUAAAACCGAUUGUAUCAUGUACAUGGUACAACCUCCCUCAUUAAUUUCUUCGGGGGAGUUUUAGGGGGUUGGGAAAGUAAGGGAAACUUACCAUUGUUGAAUCCUUAGCAAAUUUAGGAUAAUAAUAGAUAACCUUGUUGAAUAAGGUUUGCAAAUACUCACCAAGACUUUUCCCGAAUUUUAUUUUUAUUUUAUCUUUCCCGCAUCCUUAGGAUUCCAUACCCCACCCCCUAGAUAAAUAAAUAAAGAAAAAUGAAAAAUUGCAUAAUAAUAAUUUUGAAGUGAAUGUCAUUAGGCCGAAUAAGCCUUAAAUAUUA